GAGAGACUUGGACAUUUUGGAUUUAUUCGACACAAGUUAUUGUUGAUCCCGAAAUCUGAGUUCCGGUUAAGUGUUGUUAGUUUGUUAAGUAAAAGCGCAGCAUGCGUUUGUGGAGUGAGAUCUAAAAAACACACCUUUUAUUUUAAAUAUAAUGUACAUUAAACAGAAUUAGGAAAUGGAAACCAUACCAACAGGCGGCGCCACGCAGGGUAAUCGCUAUGAACAGGAGAAGCUGCUGAAGCAGAGCCACACUUUAUAUGUUGGGAAUCUCUCCUUCUACACCACCGAGGACCAGGUACACGAGCUGUUUUCUAAAAGUGGAGAUGUGAAGCGCAUCAUCAUCGGACUGGAUAAAGUCAAGAAGACAGCCUGUGGAUUCUGCUUCGUAGAGUAUUACACACGUGCAGGCGCAGAAAAUGCGAUGCGCUUCAUUAAUGGCACACGGCUGGAUGACCGUAUCAUCAGGACAGACUGGGACGCUGGCUUCAAGGAGGGACGGCAGUACGGACGUGGCAAAUCUGGAGGACAGGUGAGAGAUGAGUACAGGCAGGACUACGACCCAGCCAGAGGCGGCUAUGGUAAGCUGGCUCAGCAGCAUCGACCAGCAGAGGGACGCAAUAGUUUUUAGACUGAACCCCACCACAGCAGUCUGCCUGGACUACACAAAGCCCCACCCUCAGUCCUGAACCAGAUGGAUUCUCAAAUAGUGCAACUUUAUGCCAUCAAAGACUGUUUGUCCCAAAUCUACCAUCAAAACUCUACAGCAGGUCUGCAUGGACCAUUGGGCCCAAGAAAUUAGCAGCUGUUAUUUAUUUCCUUUGUUUUCUUUUCUGACUGCCUCUCUGACCUUUCAUACCUGCUAUCAGUCGACAUGGUAGCAUGGGCCAAACCCCAAAGUUUUUGUGAAGAAUAGAAAUACCAUCAAUUCUGCUGUAGACUGGAAAGGUUAUACAGUAGUAACAUGUAGUGUCUGGGUUGAUGAUGUAUCAGAUAUCAAGUAAAAAUGAACAUGUUGAGUCUCUUUGUCAGGUUAAAAUAAUACUCUGCUGAAGUAAUAGAAGCUCUGUUCAAGGAAGCAUUCUCAUGUUACCUUACUGAUUUACUUUUGUGUCACAAAUUAGGUAUAUGCUUUUUUUAAAUAAAGAUUUUUUUUUUCUUUUU
Molecule: messenger RNA, 1161 nt
Organism: Epinephelus fuscoguttatus (brown-marbled grouper)
Lineage: Eukaryota; Metazoa; Chordata; Actinopteri; Perciformes; Serranidae
Gene: ncbp2
Product: nuclear cap binding protein subunit 2
Exons: 5
Coding region: 176-628 (150 amino acids)
Biological process (GO): mRNA cis splicing, via spliceosome
Cellular component (GO): nuclear cap binding complex
Molecular function (GO): RNA cap binding
Source: RefSeq, a predicted model, not a curated record